CUCUACUGGCUGGCUGCGCUUCCUGUAGUGGCCGGUCUUUGCGCCGACUUCCGCUACCGGGUGGCGGUUGCGUCCUGAAAGAGGGUCACGGAGCGGACAGAGUUGCCAGCUUUGAAGCUGUGUUCUUGGCACUAUCGUGUUCCAGUCAAUUCUCCUAAAAAUUAAGGACGUUAACCUGUUCUUUACAGUCAGGUAUGGGGCAUGGAAGUGAACAUGGCCAUGGGCAUGGCCAUGGCAAAAUGGAACUCCCUGACUACAGGCAAUGGAAAGUAGAGGGUACUCCACUAGAGAAGGUCCAGGAAAUGCUAGCUAAGCGGGGUCUGAGGGAUCCAUGGGCUCGUAACGAAGCCUGGAGAUACAUGGGUGGCUUUGCAAAACCUGUCACUUUAACAGAAGUCUUCACUAGGGGACUCAAGUGGGGAUUCGCAGCUUUUGUCAUAGCUCUUGGCAUUGAAUAUACACUGUUCCCUCCAAAGAAGAAUGGAGGCCAUCACUGAAGAUCAAAUAUGACAGGUUAUUAUUUACUCAUUACUAAGCUGAAAUGCAUGUAAAAGCAAUGCUUACUCUGUACUUAUAAUAUGGAUAUUAAAGUCUACCACAGGCAAAA
Dryobates pubescens (Downy woodpecker) is the source of this 607-nucleotide messenger RNA. It is a transcript of the gene NDUFB3, whose product is annotated as NADH:ubiquinone oxidoreductase subunit B3. The coding region runs from base 195 to 497 and encodes 100 amino acids. NCBI's taxonomy places the organism in Eukaryota, Metazoa, Chordata, Aves, Piciformes, Picidae. The record is from RefSeq and is a predicted model, not a curated record. The transcript has 4 exons. Gene Ontology annotation, biological process: electron transport chain; mitochondrial respiratory chain complex I assembly. Gene Ontology annotation, cellular component: mitochondrion.